UUAAUCAGGUUAGCUACCAGUCAAAGUGCAUAAGUAUUUUCUUGACGCUACAGCAUAUUGUCAGAAUGCUUGCCUUUUUGUUACUUGUGUUUUCAACUCUGGCUGUGUUCGUAGUGGCACAAGCAGUAGUCACUGUGGACUGCGGCAAGAACUCUAUGUCUGUAAGAUGGACUGAAAAAAACACUCAGUUGGAUCCAUCUCAACUACGUCUGGGUGACUGUCCUCCAACCCAGGUUUCAGUAACUCCUCAAGGGUCAGAGGCAGCAUUCUAUGCUGAAUUUCUGACCUGUAAUAUUAGGAGGCUGGUGACAACCAAUGAGAUUAAAUUUGAGACCGAGAUCACCUCUCCCAGUUUGUCAAAAGCGACCCCAAUUUAUUACCCUGUUGGCUGUGCAUAUAAACGGCAAGAAGACUGGGCUCCUCCUUUGUAUGAUCCUCUGCUUUUUCAUAUACAUGGACAGGGAGAGCUGGCAUUUCGUAUGGAUCUCAUGACCGAUGACUUCAGUGGUGUGACCACGACCACAACCUUCUCGUUAGGCUCAAUGAUUCCAGUUGCUGCCUCAGUCAGCCAGCAGAACCAUCAGCCAUUAAUACUGCUGCUAGAUGAAUGUUUGGCCUCCACAACACCAGAACUGGGUCCAGAUUCUCAUGUUUACCCAGUCAUUACCAAUAAGGGGUGUUUUGUAGAUGGCAAAAAUACAAACUCUAGGUUUCUUCCAAGAAACCAGUUGUCUGAGAUCAGGCUGAAUGUUCAAGCUUUCAAAUUUGCCACUGGAGAAGAUGUCUACCUGCACUGCAGUCUUGUGGCAUGGGACCCGACAAACCUGGAUAGUGGCAAUAAAGCUUGUCAAUAUGACCGGACCAACUCACGAUGGGUGCUGGUUGAUGAUCCAUCCCAGAGUUCUCUCUGCAGCUGCUGUGAUACAAACUGCCAAGGAAGAAAGAAAAGGGAAAUAACAGCAGGUACCACAUCUGUAACUUCUGUUAUUGGACCUCUGGUUAUGUAAUACUAAGGACUGGAUCAUACUUCAUAAUAGCUUUUUUCCAAGGGGGAUCCUUGCUACUGGAGUUGUUUUGGACUUCUGGGUUGAGCGGUUCCAUGUUCUGCUGUUGUCAUUUCAAUGUAAAUAAAACCAUUCUAAAAUGUGGAU
Molecule: messenger RNA, 1151 nt
Organism: Puntigrus tetrazona (Sumatra barb)
Lineage: Eukaryota; Metazoa; Chordata; Actinopteri; Cypriniformes; Cyprinidae
Gene: zp3f.1
Product: zona pellucida glycoprotein 3f, tandem duplicate 1
Exons: 10
Coding region: 66-1007 (313 amino acids)
Biological process (GO): binding of sperm to zona pellucida; positive regulation of acrosome reaction; egg coat formation
Cellular component (GO): extracellular matrix
Molecular function (GO): acrosin binding
Source: RefSeq, a predicted model, not a curated record